Molecule: messenger RNA, 500 nt
Organism: Gossypium raimondii (Peruvian cotton)
Lineage: Eukaryota; Viridiplantae; Streptophyta; Magnoliopsida; Malvales; Malvaceae
Exons: 2
Coding region: 50-421 (123 amino acids)
Biological process (GO): nucleoside triphosphate catabolic process
Molecular function (GO): nucleoside triphosphate diphosphatase activity
Source: RefSeq, a predicted model, not a curated record
CCAUAAGAAGCCAAAAAAAAAAAAAAAAAGAAACAAGGGAAAGCAAAGCAUGGGAGAAGAGAAAGAGAAUGCACAAGAGAGAGUGGUUGACAUUAGUCUCAAGGAUCUCUCAAAGAAGCUUGAGGAAUUUGCCAGGGUCAGAGAUUGGGAGAAAUACCACAGUCCUAGGAAUCUACUUCUUGCUAUGGUUGGAGAAGUAGGGGAGCUAUCAGAGAUAUUCCAAUGGAGAGGAGAAGUGGACAAAGGGUUGCCAAAUUGGGAGGAAUCAGAAAAAGAACAUCUUGGGGAAGAACUUUCUGAUGUACUUUUGUACCUCAUUAGAUUGUCUGAUAUUUGUGGCAUUGAUCUUGGUGAUGCUGCUUCAAGAAAACUUGUUAAGAAUGCCAUCAAAUAUCCACCACCACCACCCAAGGUUUUAUGAGUUGCCUUUGCUUUGCCUGCAACUUUGUAUGAAACCACAAUUUGAUGGGUAAAUAUACAAAGAGACUCUAUUUUAGGUA